AUGGUGCGGUUACCGUUGCCGCAACGGCUCAGUACUCAUUUAACUUCGCGGAGUAAUACGCCCACUCCUGGCCAAAGCAGAAGUACCAGUCCCAUGAGGAUCCCAGAGGCCAAGCCGCUGGUGCUCAAGGUGGUUGCCUUACGGGGGAGGAAUCUUGCAGCCAAAGAUCGCAAUGGAACCAGCGACCCAUACCUCAUAGUCACACUUGGAGAUGCGCGACAAUCAACACCGACGAUUCCGAAAACACUGAACCCAGAAUGGAACGUUACUUUCGAAAUGCCGAUCGUUGGGGUGCCAUUGCUCGAGUGUAUUUGUUGGGAUCAUGACCGGUUUGGGAAAGAUUAUAUGGGCGAGUUUGACAUUCCUCUGGAAGAAAUAUUCGCCGAAGGGCAAAUACAUCAACAGCCCAAAUGGUACACUCUCACGUCGAAACGGAAAUCCGGCAAGAAAAAGGACAACGACAUCUCGGGAGAGAUUCUACUUCAGUUUUCCCUUGUUGAUACCGCAAACCCAACGGCCCCUCCGAGCGAGACCUUCCAGAAGUUCAAAACCCUGAUCGGUGCCGGGGAUGAAGACGAUGAUUACCCACAGAUUCCAGCGACCAUAUCAGAUGAAGCCGAUAGAGAUGAAGAGACAUCCGAUGAGGCCGAUGAUCUCGGGAGGCCCGAGGUCAAUGAAAAGCGUCGGAGAAGGCUGCGUCUCGCUCGACUCAAGCGGAAGUCGCUUGCAGCGAGGGCUUAUCAAUUCUCUGGUGCGGGCAAUGGAGUACAGGGCAUCGUGUUCAUGGAGAUUGUCAAGGUGACCGAUCUGCCACCGGAACGAAACGUGACCCGUACAUCCUUUGAUAUGGAUCCGUUUGUGGUGACUUCACUCGGCAGAAAGACGCUUCGCACUCCGGUUGUUCGCCACAAUCUAAACCCAACUUACAACGAGAAAAUGGUCUUCCAAGUCAUGAAGCAUGAGCAGUCCUACACCAUCAGCUUCACCGUUAUGGAUCGAGACAAAUUUUCUGGGAAUGAUUUUGUUGCCUCGGCUGGGUUUCCCCUGCAAACGUUGAUUCAAGCUGCUCCCGAAGCAGACCCAGACACUGGGCUUUAUAAGUUUUUAGAUCCCUCUCUUGAUCCUACUGGGUCUUCUGAGUCUCUUUCUAACAACAAAGCUGGGAUCAAGAUCGGGAUAAGCCCAUCCCCAUCAACUAGCAGCCUAUCGAAAUUGUCAAGACCAGGCUUGGUAAGGUCUAAGAGCUCUACAGCUUCCUUACCAAACCAAAUAGUACAGGAACAGUCGACACUCCCCCCGCCAUCGGCCCCGAGGCCUAUCCCAACAUCAGCCCCAUCCUCGUCGCUUUCUGAGGAAGGCAGUAGUAGCUAUCUAUCAACUACGCCCAAUUCACAGAACGAGGGUAGUGUGAUUGCUCCGCUUGAAACAGAUGGCCUGGAGAUGUACCGGAUUCCGCUGCUGAUGAAGAACAAAGAUAGAUGGGAGGACAAGCAUUCACCCGAACUGUUCAUCAAAGCCAAAUACAUGCCGUACCGUGCUCUCCGACAGCAGUUCUGGAGACUAAUGCUGAAGCAAUAUGAUGCCGAUGACAGCAGUCGCAUUGACAAAGUCGAGAUCACUACAAUGCUCGAUACCCUGGGUUCAACACUGAAGGAGUCAACCAUCGAUAGCUUCUUUGAGCGAUUCAGUGCGGAGAAUGAAGCCAGCGAGACAAUGGAUUUGACUUUCGACCAAGCUGUGAUUUGCUUGGAAGACACCCUUCAGGCACUGCAGAAGAAUUCCAGGACCGCCGGUAGGAGACUCACGCCUACUCCAUCGACAGGCAGUCAGGACAGCGAGGAGCCAUCCAGCGACGACAAUGACCUUCUUGAAACAAGCUCUGGCAUCAACACGGAUCCCCAACGGACAGCUAUACCAACGCUACCCAGUGAAGAACAGCCGAAUGCAGCUGAGGGAGACCUUCAUGCCGAUGAUUUGGGUGACGAGCGGGGCGAAGAGCAUGUUAUUGAAAUCCGCGAAUGUCCUCUUUGUCACCAACCACGACUUGGAAAACGCUCUGAUGCCGAUAUCAUCACACACAUCGCUACCUGCGCUAGUCGAGAUUGGAGGCAGGUCGACAACCUGGUGAUGGGUGGUUUCGUUACCUCGAGUCAGGCGCAGCGCAAGUGGUACUCUAAGGUGAUUACGAAGAUCUCGUACGGAGGCUACAGGUUAGGCGCCAACUCCGCAAAUAUUCUCGUUCAAGAUCGAAUCACGGGACAGAUCAAUGAGGAGCGGAUGAGCGUCUACGUUCGACUAGGUAUCCGGCUGCUGUAUAAGGGUCUGAAGAGUCGAGAGAUGGAAAAGAAGAGAAUUCGUAAAAUUCUCAAGUCACUUAGUAUCAAGCAGGGUAAGAAGUACGAUGACCCCGCUUCAACGAGUCAAAUUCAAGACUUCAUCAACUUCCACCAACUCGACUUGUCAGAGGUUCUUCUUCCUCUGGAGAAGUUUAAGAAUUUUAAUGAGUUCUUCUAUCGCGAACUAAAGCCUGGCGCCCGACCUUGCUCUGCUCCCGACGAGCCCCGGAUCGUUGUUUCCCCAGCCGAUUGCCGAUCGGUUGUAUUCGACCGCCUUGACGAAGCAACUAGUAUCUGGGUCAAAGGAAGGGAGUUCUCCAUUGACAGACUCCUUGGUGAUGCUUACCCGGAGGAUGUCCACCGUUACAAGAAUGGGGCUUUGGGAGUGUUCCGCCUAGCACCCCAGGAUUACCACCGCUUCCACAUUCCCGUAGAUGGCGUCCUCGGAACGCCCAAGACCAUUGAAGGUGAAUACUAUACGGUGAAUCCGAUGGCCAUCCGCUCUGCAUUGGAUGUCUAUGGAGAGAAUGUUAGAAUCCUCGUUCCGAUCGACUCAGUUGCUCAUGGUCGUGUCAUGGUGGUCUGCGUUGGCGCUAUGAUGGUCGGAAGUACGGUAAUCACACGCCAGGCUGGAGAGAAAGUCGCUCGAGCCGAAGAGCUGGGAUACUUUAAGUUUGGUGGAAGCACGCUUCUGGUCCUGUUCGAGGAAGGAAUGGUGAAUUUUGACAGCGACCUGGUGGCCAAUUCGAAAGGUCCUCUCGAGACUUUGAUUCGUGUGGGCAUGUCUGUGGGUCAUCGGCCCGAUAUUCCUCAGUUUGAGCCUGACCUGCCGAAGAAGGCAGAAAACGUCACUGCAGAAGAGAUGCAAGCUGCCAAGCGCCGAAUCGAAGGAAGCUUGGCUCCCCCGACCGAUGCAUCGGAAUUUGCAUAA
Messenger RNA from Aspergillus alliaceus, 3267 nucleotides. RefSeq names its product putative phosphatidylserine decarboxylase Psd2. The record is from RefSeq and is a predicted model, not a curated record. NCBI's taxonomy places the organism in Eukaryota, Fungi, Ascomycota, Eurotiomycetes, Eurotiales, Aspergillaceae. The transcript is spliced from 7 exons. The coding region runs from base 1 to 3267 and encodes 1088 amino acids. Gene Ontology annotation, molecular function: phosphatidylserine decarboxylase activity; calcium ion binding. Gene Ontology annotation, biological process: phospholipid biosynthetic process.